This is a messenger RNA of Cuscuta campestris, 6712 nucleotides long. Lineage: Eukaryota; Viridiplantae; Streptophyta; Magnoliopsida; Solanales; Convolvulaceae. The record is from the annotation of a GenBank genome assembly.
GACCACCAGCCGACCCAACAAAUAUAAUAUCGGGCGGAGGCCAAAACCCCUCCCCUCUGCGAAUACCCUCACACCAAACCUCCGCAAACCCCAGGAGGAAAUUUGCCGUCUUCCAUGGCGACAUCAAUUGCUUCACAGCUUCAGGCCAUCAAAUCCCUAGUAGUCUCUGAUUCAGAGCCGCAGAAACGGCCAUUUUCACGGCCUUCAAUCUUGUUCCAACCAACCGAAGCAGCGGACAUAGACGUCGAGACCAUCUAUUCAAUCGCUCUCACAGGCCUGGAUGUGCUAAUAAGUACUGAAGAAAGAUUCAGUAAUUACAAAAAUGACUUAUUUAGUCCCAAAAGUAGAGAUUUGGAUAGGGAAUUGAUGGGGAUUGAUGAAAACAACAGAAUCGAUUCAUCAAUCAGUUCAUAUUUGCGGCUACUGUCUGGAUAUUUUGAGCUGCCUUCGUCGUUAAAGACAUUAGAGUAUUUGAUUCGAAGAUACAAGAUUCAUGUCUAUAAUAAAGAGGAGUUAAUUUUAUGUUCUUUGCCAUACCACGACACACAUACAUUUGUUCGAAUCAUCCAACUAAUAGACACAGGGAAUACAAGAUGGAGAUUUCUUGAUGGGGUGAAGAGUACUUGUGCACCACCACCUAGGAAGGUUAUCGUGCAACAAUGUCUACGUGAUAUGGGGGUUUUAGAAACUUUGUGCGAAUAUGCCACACCAACAAAGAAGGUUCAACCAUCUGUGCCUGUAAUUGGAUUCUGUACUGCUGUGGUUGUUGAGGUGUUGGGCUCCCUAAUGACUAUUGACAGUGAUGUUGUGAAGAGAAUUCUACCUUAUGUUACUUCUGGACUUCAACAUCGUGGUAAACGAGGUGAUGAUCAAAAGGCGGGUGCCUUGAUGAUUGUAAGCCUGCUAGCUGAUAAGGUAGCCCUAUCACCCAAUGUUGUUAGAAGCUUGAUUCGCUUCCUAGCAGACGUGUCUAGCAGUGUUGCAAGGGAUUCAACUGAUGUACAAUGGUUUCGUAUGUCCUUUAUGGCCCUGGUGAACCUUGUUCAGUUGCAAGCCGUGGAAUUAAUUCCAAAGAAGAGCAUGGACAUUCUGAAUGAGAUCAGGGAUGUUCCGGAAAUUCUCAGUGGUCUGGCAGAAGAGUUCAACAUUGAUAAGUUCCUGGGCAUAUUUUUGGACUCUCUACUUGAGUACAGUUUUUCUGAUGAAUUAUUCCAUCAGACUUUAAUACUGAUAAUUGAGAAUGUUCCCGUGAAACGCUUUGUUGAUCGUAUAGUCACAAAGAUUCUAAAUACAUGUGCAAGGCUAUAUAAGAACAGAGAUUCAACAGCCUCUAACACAGGAAAUUUGGCUGAACAAAUUGUGGCAUCUAUACAUAAGAAGUAUCCAUCUGAGCUGCGAAAUGCAGUUAACAAUUUUCUUCAGUCCAAGAAAGAGGGAUCCAAUCAUGAAAUGCUAAGUCGGAUGCUAGAUGGGAAUAAGGAUUUCUCACAAACACUACUUUAUUCAAAACUAUGGUUUUCCUUGGAGCAUCCUAAGGCAGAGAUUCGCCGCUCUACUAUUUUGGGGUUGGAUGUGCCAAGUUUGUUAAAGGAAAAGGCUGCUAGUUCUCUGGGAUUUGGUACUAUUCAAGAUGCAAUAUCAAAUAGGCUUUAUGAUGAUGACCUAAGUGUUGUUAAAGCAGUUUUAAAUCUGGAGGCACUAGCUGAACUAGUAAAUCCUUCAUUUCUUCAAGAUGCACUUCAGAAUGUGCUUCAAAGAUGCAUUGGAACUUUGGCAUCGAGUUCAGUGCAUGAGUCCUCUUUAGCAGUUGAUGUUGCUGUGGGCUGUCUUCAGCAUUCUGUGUCAAGUUGCCAAGAGAUUGGGUUUUCUGCUAAGAAAUUUGCAGCAUUAGUUUUCCCAUUGAUCUUGAUUUUUCCGAAGACACGUGAAUUGAAUGCAAAGGCUUUGGGAAUGGCCAGGGAAAUAAAGUGGCCUUUGUAUACCAAGCUUGCAUGUGUGUCAGAGCAUAAGAAGAUAUUGGAUGCUAGCUCUAUAUCCUCGGUAAAUGCAGAAAAUGUCCACACAUUGGCAACUACUCUCGUAAUGCAUCUUGAAGAGUAUCUUCCUUGGAUGGUAGAAUGCUGCAAUGCAUCGGAGCAAUCAACAACACUGUUCUUAUUGGUUUUAUUGGACCUACUCACGUUGCCAGAAAUAGGGGACCAGAGUUUGACGUUGUUCAACAUUUGCUUUCCAAUAUUAAAAACUCAGUGGGAAAUGCUCAAGUCAUCAGGGAAUGUUACAUCUGCAAGUCCGUUUAACGUGGACAUGGAUGGAGGCCACAAAAGGUUCUUGGAACGCAUGGAUGUCACUAAAAUAAAAGAAUUAAAUGCAGAGAUUCUUGUCUGUGUGUUUUGGAGAUUACUUGAGACUUUUAUUUCAAAUGCACCAGAAGAUGUAUUAUUGGACAAGAAUGAGAAGUGGGUUUGCUCUCUUCAAGACCUGCAUGUCUUUUUCAUGUCCCAAUCAAAACAUACAUUCAAGAAGCAUCAUGAUUACCUUGUUACAAACUGCAAGAUUUCUCCAUCUCGCUACUUGUCUAAAUUCUUCACUGAAGAAGGUCAUUCAGCAGAGCUACAAAUUGAGAGUCUUCAUUCUUUUUCAUAUCUUUGUUCUCAAACGGAAGACAGCCUUGCAUUUCAACUCUUUGCUGAGUUUCCUUCAGUUCUUGUUCCAUUAUCAAAUGAUAACCAGUGUGUGCGGAUGGCAGCCAUGAGCUGUAUUGAAGCACUUCAGACUAUGUGGUCACGAGUUAAUUUCUCCAAAUUUAAAAAUGGCCUUUCUGCUGUUUGGGUCGAUUUUCUUGGAGAUCUGUUGGCCUUAAUGGUUCAGCAGAAGAAGCUGAUUAUCUCAGACAUGAAUGUUCUCCCAUCUUUCCUAGCAUCAUUGCUAAGCUCUUCAAACCAGAGCCUUUUAUUGCAGCAUAAUAUUGGAAAGAGAUUUGAUCAGAAAACAAAAGAUAAAAUCUUGGUUUUCAUUGUAUGUUAUGGUCUAGGACUUUCUGCUUAUGCAAAGCUAAGAAUUCUAUCACUACUUAAAGGCUUAGGAAGCGUACUAAUGCACAUUGCUGGUGUCAAGUCACAUCUAUGUGAGCUUCUGAAAAGGCGCGGUGAAUAUCACCUUGGAUAUGAUAAAUCAUAUCCUAAAUUGUCAAAGGAAGAAGUUUCCAUUCUUUGCCUUCUAUUAGAUAUCUGUACCGGCCCUUCUAUUUGUAUUGCUGGUAAGGAUUUGAAGGACCCAAUAAUGAUGGCUCUGCAGUUCAGUGCUGUACCGUCUGAAGACCCAGCUGUUGUGGAGCCCUGUGUGACUGUUCUGAGGAAUCUUACCAAUUCUCUUUUUGGAAUGUUAGAAACCGCAACUCAGGAGAUUCUCGUUCGAGACCUUGUGUGUCUGUUUCGGGCUGCCAAUAGUGAAAUACAAGAUGCUAGUAAAGGGGUCUUGCUCCGGAUUGAUAUUAGUUGCUCCAUUGUUGCACGCAUGCUUGAUUACAUCAUAAGUGUGAAAACUAAUACUCUAGGCUCAGCAGAUGGAAGGAGAAAAAAGAAAGGAGCGAUCCAUCAAGAUUCUGAUGUUUGUGGUUUGAUUCCUAAGGCCGUAGAUCCACUUGCUUUUACCAGCUCACUACUUGAUAUUCUAUUGUUGAAGAAAAACCUGGAGAACAGAAUCUCUCUUCUAGGUCCGUUGUUCAAGCUUCUUCACAAGGUCUUUAUGGAAAGUGAUUGGAAUCAUUUUGCAGCACACUCAGAUACUAUUUUGCCUACGUCAGAAAAUUCUCAGAAUGUUACUGUAAUUAACAUUCAACAGACAUUGCUUUUAUUAUUGGAAGAUAUUACUACUUCAGCUGCAGCAAAGGAUAAUGUAGUAGGCCUUGAGAUUGAACUCUUAAUCAGAUGUGCCCGUUCUACAACCAAUUCUGUGACCUGCAAUCAUGUUUUAUCAUUGCUAUCUACGAUAGCAAAGGUCAUGCCCAACAGAGUUUUGGACCAUAUUUUGGAUAUUCUGAUUAUUGUGGGUGAAACCACUGUGACACAGUGGGACAGCUAUUCCCAACAUGUUUUCGAGGACCUCAUUUCUUCUAUUGUGCCAUGUUGGUUGUCUAAAACUGACAGUAUAGACAAUCUGCUACAGAUCUUUGUGAGUUUUCUACCAGAAGUUGCGGAGCAUAGAAGGCUUUCAAUUGUUAUGCAUCUACUGAAGAACUUAGGAGUGGAUACUAGUUUGGGAGCACUGUUCUUUCUUCUCUUCCGUUCACUUAUCUCAAAAAAGCAUUUGGCAUGUACUGGUGAUGCCAGCCCUCUAAGCUACUGUAGCUCUAGCAUUAGAAUGGAGUGGGAGUAUACAUUUGCAGUGCUGUUAUCUGAGCAAUAUGAUUGCUCUGUAUGGCUUCCCUCUAUUGCUAUUCUGCUACAGAAAAUAGGAAUAAAUUGUUGGAGUGAAGAAAUGUUUAUGAUCUUGGCAGUUGCAGAGCAUUUUGCUUCAGAUAAAUUGCAAAAUCCUGAAAUUGCAUUCAAGCUUGAUACAAGAGAUAUAUCAGAAAGCUUGCAGCCAACUAUUGGUUCUAUUUUUGAACAUAUGGUCUCUCACCUGCUGCUAGUUGAAUCCAAAAAGCAUCAAAUGGGUAUUCCUAUAAUCAGGAAGGAGCUGAGAGAGAACAUACGGUCUGUCUUAAAGGCUGUUUCAAAGUGCCUAAGACCUCCAAUAUACUUCAACAUUGUUGUGCAAUUGCUUGAAAAUGCGGAUAUUAAUGUCAAAAAGAAGGCCCUUGGAAUUUUGUGUGAUACAGUGAAGUCCACGGCUACAAUUGAUUCAAAACAUGGGAAAAAAGAAUUAACUUCAACCUCAAGAAACCCAUGGGUUCUUUUGGAUGAGGCUGCUUUGGAAGGGUUCAACAAAAUGUGUCUAGUUAUACUAAAAUUUAUUGAUGAUUCUGGCAAACACUCUAGUAGUCAAUUGAAAGUAGCAGCAGUCUCGACCAUUGAAGUUUUAGCUCUUCGGUACCCUUCAGACAACUCAGUCUUCCACUUGUGUCUUUCAUCUAUUUGUAAAAGUAUAUGUGCGGACAAUUCUUCUGUCUCUUCUGGAUGCCUACGUGCCACUGGUGCACUGGUCAAUGUGUUGGGGCCAAAAGCACUGCCUGAGCUUCCUUGUAUCAUGGGAGCCUUGAUACAGAAGUUUCGCAGUUGCUCUAAGUCUGCUAUAUCAAUUUGUGAACAAAAUGAGGGCAGUCUUAUUGCAUCAUCCGAAGAAAGCAACUCUGUGUUUAUGUCUAUUCUUGUUUCCUUAGAUGCAGUAGUAGAUAAGCUAGGUGGGUUCUUGAGUCCACACCUGGGUGAUAUUCUUGAACUUCUUGUGUUGUGUCCUCAAUAUACAUCCACAUCAGACGUACAGUUGAAGUUAAAAGCUGAUGAUAUAAGAAAGCUCAUAGCGAGUAAAGUCCCUGUUCGUCUUUCCCUUUCUCCAUUGCUGACAAUAUACCCUGAUGCCAUUAGAUGUGGGGAUUGUAGUUUAUCAAUUGCUUUCAAAAUGCUUGGAGAUGUAGUUGCUACCAUGGACAGAUCAACUAUUGGUGCUUAUCAUGUCAAGAUUUUUGACAUGUGCUUGCAAGCACUUGAUCUUCGCCGUCAGCUGUUGGCUUCUGUGAAAAAUGUUGAACUUGUAGAGAAAAGUGUCAUUAAUACAAUGGUGGGUCUUUCUAUGAAGCUGACAGAAACUAUGUUCAGGCCUCUUUUUAUUAAGAGCAUUGAAUGGUCAAACUCGAAUGCUGAAGAAAAUGAAACAAAAAACCCAAACGAUCGCAUCAUUUCAUUCUAUGGCUUGGUGAACAUGUUUACUGAAAACCAUCGGUCACUGUUUGUCCCGUACUUCAAGUACUUGCUGGAGGAUUGUGUAAGACACCUCAAACAGGUUGAAGAUGGGAAAGAUGCUGGCACUCAGAAAAAGAAAAAAGCCAAGCGUUCGGAAACAAACAAGGAUGCAGAUUGCGGUAUAUCUGUUGGAGCGUGGCAUCUAAGAGCACUGAUUUUAUCUUCACUGCACAAAUGUUUCCUUUAUGAUAAUGGAAUUAAAAAGUUUCUCGACUCAUCCAAUUUCCAGGUCCUUUUGCAGCCUAUUGUCUCACAGCUAGACGUAGAUCCCCCACUAUUAUUAGAACAAAAUCCAAGCGUACCUUCUGUGGAGGAAGUUGAUGACUUGUUAGUUUCAUGCAUUAGUCAGAUGGCUGUCACUUCUGGCUCUGACCUUCUAUGGAAGCCCUUAAACCAUGAGGUUUUGAUGCACACCCGUAGCAACAAACUGCGGACGCGCAUCUUGGGUUUGAGGGUGGUCAGGCAGCUGGUGCAGAGCUUGAAAGAAGAGUACCUGCAGUUUUUGGCAGAAACAAUUCCAUUCCUUGGCGAACUGCUAGAGGACGCAGAGCCAUCUGUGAAAUCACUUGCACAAGAUAUCCUCAGGGAGAUGGAAUCCCUGAGCGGCGAAAGCAUUCGCCAAUACCUAUGAAGAAGUGUUGGAUUGUAUACUACACACACACACUAAUAUUCUCAUUUGUAGCACUAAGUGUUGUAUAUUAUCCAGUGACCAUAUAGGCUAUUGCCGUCAAAUUUUGAUGAUUGCCAGUACUACUUUCCUUUUCAUAUUUAAGUUUCUAUAUUUUCGAGUUUAAGAAAAAAAAGUAGAAUUA